This is a messenger RNA of Dermacentor andersoni, 4261 nucleotides long. RefSeq names its product vacuolar protein sorting 8 (gene Vps8). Gene Ontology annotation, molecular function: protein binding. Lineage: Eukaryota; Metazoa; Arthropoda; Arachnida; Ixodida; Ixodidae. Gene Ontology annotation, biological process: endosomal vesicle fusion; protein targeting to vacuole. Gene Ontology annotation, cellular component: late endosome; HOPS complex. The record is from RefSeq and is a predicted model, not a curated record.
GUUUCCCUUCUCUAAAGUUGAUAUUUAUUCUAUGGCGGGGCCUGAUAGGGGUUCAGAGGCGAAGUUCACGGAUUCCGCUUUUUCGCCCGUAGUAGCUGCAUACCCAGCUCCGCGUCCCAUUUAAUUCGACCUUUGAAGUUAUCUCAGGUUCUUGUGCAGAGCACUGGAACCUUGUAAUUUACUAGAGGCUGCAUGGGGGCUGUAGGAAAUCAAUAGAGCGGCAACGAAAUGGACGCAGCUAGUGACGGCGGUGGCGGGAGGCCACGAAAUGAUACCAUCGCUACGGAAGACGCUACCCUUUCAUUUAAUAUAGAAGAAUUGGAUGACAAAGAAUUUGAGCUUCCACCUGUGGAAAAUCCACCGACGUUGGAGAGCAUAUUAAAUGAAGUGGAUGGAGGCUCGCUGAGUGACGAAGAGGUGCCCAACCAGGCAAUCUUCCAUGGAAGCUGUGAUUCAGUGUCUCUCGGUAGCACUGACUCAAGGAGUCUGCCAGCAGAAAAAGUUGGAACUCAUCCAAACAGCAUCCUGCGGCAUGUCAUCUUGCGAGGAGUGUCUUCCCAGCUACGAUCGGCUGUGGAGCGGGUUGACUCUGGAAAACCCACUGCCAUGGCGGUGUCAUCCCUGAUAGCUGUGGGUACCUUUCAUGGCCUGGUGCUUGUAUUUGAUCCUGAACAAGCAUUGAAGUGGUGCUUGGGCAGCAUACAGUUGGGUGAGCAGUAUGGAUCUGUCUCUGCAAUGGGCUUCAACACCGACUGCAGCCGGCUUCUUUGUGGAUAUGCAAAGGGUCAGCUGACCAUGUGGGACCUGACCAAUGGAAAACUGCUGCGCACAAUUGCAGACAUCCACCCGCCACAGAUGGCCAUCCUGCAUGUCAAGUUCACAGAUGACCCGACACUUGCCAUCUGCAGCGAUAGUGGUGGCUCUGUAUAUGAACUGAACUUCAGGCAAGUAAAAGUCCUUAACAGCCGGACAUGCGAGUCGGUGUGCAUUUUUUCUGGAAGUCGAGGUGAGGUGUGUGCUAUGGAGCCGCUGCACGUGAGCCCCGAGGUGGCACGGCACCCUUCCCAGGAGGUGUCCUUGUUGGCCCUGGCCACUGUCACAAAGGUUAUUGUGGUGACUGUGCGCCCAGUCCUCCGUGUCCGCUUCACCCAUUCCCUCAAGGCAGACCCAAACACACUGCCGCUGCUGAGCUGGCAGUUUGUGGUUAUCCAGGUGUCAGCUUCAGCACGGAUCAUUGACCCUGUACUGGCGUUUGGUCGCCAUAGCACCAUCUUCUUUUUCCAGGUCAACAUUCCCAGCUUGGACAAGAUCAUUUUUGUGCCCUUACAGAAGAUACAAGUGCAGUACACAGUCCAGAAUUUUACUUGGCUGAACUCUCGAACAUUGGCAGCCUUAGAUACAUCAGAGAAUCUGCACGUGCUUGAUGUAAGAUCACAGGAGGAACUUGAGGUGCUGGACAUGUCAGAUGUGCAGAUGGUCUAUGGUACAAGCCACUUCAAAGGGCAUGCUACAGGCGGCAACGUCAGCAAGGCAAUGGUGGCUGCAGCCGAGCGAGCGUGCUACCACUCGAUGGCCGGCUGUGGGAGCCAGGUGCUGCUGCUGGGCCUUGCAUCGGUGCACGUGCUGAGCUUGCGCACAUGGCUGGAACGACUGGAACUCCUGUGCCAGCAGCAGCUGUACGCAGAGGCCCUCCACCUGGCCCGCAGCCUCUAUCGAGAUGAGGCCAAGGCAGUGUGCGGCCUGGUGGGCAAGAAGGUGCGCCGCCAGCGCCAGGUGGCCACUCGCACCCAGGAGCUGCUUGAAGCUCUGGCUGCGGGUCCGCCUGACCGUGUCCAACUCCUGGUGCCCCUCUGCGUAAGGCUGGCUCUGGAGCUCAGGGAGCACGUACCGGAUCUGUUGGAUAAGCUGUACACGUUGCUGUCAAUAGAGCUCAAGGGGAAGUUCCUGGACAGCCUUCCAGUUCAUGUGCUGGAGGGUGAGCUGCACAGCCCGAGCCCUGCCCUUGCCAAGGACUUAGUUGACCAGCUGGCCAGCAUGGGCCAGUUUGAGCUCCUGGAACGUUGCCUUGUGUGCCUAGAUGUGGCCUGCCUGGACCUCCACCAGGUGAUGACACUCUGCUGGAAACAUCAUUUGUAUGAUGGCAUCAUCUAUGUGCACAACCGAGCUUUGAGUGACUUCACUACACCCAUUCAGGAACUGAUGGCAGUGCUGUGGCAAGCCCUGAAUUCUGGCCAGCAGCUCACUGACAGCCAGGUGCUUCUGGGCAACAAGCUGUUGGUUUACAUAAGUUGCUGCCUGGCGGGGCGAGGCUAUCCACAUGGGGAACUCUGUGCUGACCAGGUGGCUGCAGUGAAGAAGGAUGUGCUUCAGUGCAUCACAUCCCUGCGAGGUGCAAGCACUGAUGAUCGUGAAACAUUUCCUUACCUGAGGACAUUGCUUCGCUUCAGCACCAGAGAAUUCCUGAAUGUGCUGGCCUUGGCUUUCGAGGAGCCAGAGUUUGCCACUGAGGUUGGGCUGGCACAAAAGCAGCGACUGGUUGACAUUCUGCUUCAGAUUAUGGUCCAGAGUCAAGGAUUCUUGCCUACACAGGUGGGGGCCCUGUUCACCUUCCUGGCCAGGCAGUUGGCACUACCGGAUAACAACCUUGUCGUUGACCGGUUCCUCUUUGAACAGGUACUGGAGCAUCUGACGCACCCUGGGGAUGAGACCCGACGGGAGGAGCGCCAGCAGGCCCUGCUUGAACUGCUGCAAGCGGGUGGCUUAGCAUCAGUUGACCAAGCACACCUUCUGAGUCUUGCCGAGCAGUCCCAUUUUUACCGGGUGUGUGAGCACUUGUAUGAGAAACAGCACCUGUACCACAAGAUUCUGCUGUGCUACUUGGAUGACCCUUCCCGCAAGCUGCAGAGCUUCGAAUACGCCCGGCGCAUCUUUGCCAGCCCUGAUGUGAGUGAGCAGGAGAAGUCACUUCUCCAAGACCAGCUCCUCAGCAGCCUCGAGGCCCUCAUGCAAGUGGACAGCAGGGCCACCUCACAGCUGAUGCUGCAGCACCUUGCCCACCGUGUGGAUGACAUUGUGCACCAUCUUGAGGGCCAGCCGUGGGUGCUCUACCAGUUCUUGCAGGGUGUCUGGAAUAGCAGGGAAGCGCCAACUCAGGGUGCCAAGGAUAGCGUUGCUGCUGCAGUGCAGGAGCGGUACAUUGAGCUCAUGUGCCAGUUUGACCCUGAUGCUGUGGGCCCCUUUCUGGUCUCUGCUGAAGGCUAUCGCAUUGAGGAGACUCUGGAGAUAUGCCAUAGGCACAAGGUCCUAGAUGCCACAGCUUAUCUGCUGGAGAAGACUGGUGAUGUUCAAGGAGCUCUGACCAUACUGCUGCAGUUCCUGGACACGCAGCUGCAGGCAUGUGCCCAGCAGGGCCCCAUGCGAGAGCAGCUGCUGCAAGGGGCGCGUACGCGACUGCAGGCAGCGGUGGAGCUGUGCCAGCGCAGCUGCCCAUUCCUGAGUGCAGCCGAGCGGGAGGCCCUCUGGUUUCCUGUGCUCGAGAGGGUCAUGGCACCCCAGCGUCAGCUACGCUCAGCACUGGGCGCCGACAAAGACUUCCUGCUGCUGACCCACCAGCUCCUGGGGAGCAUGAUGGGCUUUGUGGCACUGCCACACAUCCUGCACAAGCUGAUGCAGGAUCCAGCUUACAGCACAGGCAAGUUUGGGGAGGUGCGUCACUUUGUGGUGAAGAUGCUGGACACACACAAUUAUGAAAAGGCCCUGCUGCACACCACCAGCCGACUGCUGAGCAGUGAUGUGCACCUGCAUCUUUGCCAGCUCCAGGCAGCUGCAAACAGGGCGUAUGUGUCACACACGGCUGCCUGUCUCGCCUGCGGCAAGGGCUUCUCCGAGCCAGGGGCUGUGGUCAUGUUUCGUUGCAGCCACUGCUACCACAGGACCUGCCUGGCAACUCUUGGACCUGCUGAACGGGCUAGGGAAGUGUGCUGCCAGUGCUGCACAUCACAGCCACUCGGACAACCCUUGCAGUGCCCUAUGCAGAUAACAAAGAAGCUUGCACAGUCGGCUGGCGCAACAUCACGGAGCUUCCCAGAUGCAUUGCUGCCAGUGCUACUGAAAGAUAGCCUCCGGCUCCGCCUCGCUCCUGCACAGCCUCCAGACAUCAAGCUGGAUAUCUGAAUCAGCUGAGCAUUUCAGCCACAGCUAUUAGCUAGCAGAAUGCCUGCAAUAGACUGUGUCCAGAUUUAAAAAAAGUAUACAAACUUCA